Messenger RNA from Hydra vulgaris (swiftwater hydra), 677 nucleotides. The record is from RefSeq and is a predicted model, not a curated record. NCBI's taxonomy places the organism in Eukaryota, Metazoa, Cnidaria, Hydrozoa, Anthoathecata, Hydridae.
AGUACAAUUAUCCUUAAAUUCUUAGUUAAAAUUUGGAAUGAUGAAUUGGUCAAUUGAAGAAGUUUGUUUGCAUUUAGAGCAGAAAGGUCUUGGUGAUUUAAAAGAAAAAAUUGUUGAAGAAGAAUUUGAUAAAAAAAUAUUGUUGAGUUUAACGGAAACAAUGGUUUUAAAUUUGUGUGUAACAAUGCGAAAGCAAGUUAUGUUGUUGGAAAUAAUAAAGAAUCUUCAAGCACCGCCUGCACAAGUUAAUUUAAAUGUGUCUGACCUUGGUGUACUUCAGAGUAGUGCAUCAGAAGCGUGUUACACUGGUGCUAGGAAUAUUUUAGUAGGAUCCAUUAGAGCUACGACAUCAUGGCCAGUUCGGUAUCAACUACCUAUUUUACCACCAGCAGUUGUUAGAGCUUUGGAAUCCAAAGACUGUUGCUUUUAGCAGUAUAGAAGGAACAGCUGCAGGAAUCAAUUGAUACAAUGUUUAUAUGAUGACAUCAACAAAUUUACAUUGUAUCCAUCCAGUACCCAAUAUUCAGGUGUGCUUGCCACCAUAUGUAGCAAGUAUCCAUACUUAAAUGACUUCCCUUCAAGGAGUGGUAGUUCAUCACAACAAUACCUACAAUUGGUAAGUUGUUUAAUGGCUAAUAUAAAUAAAUAAUAUAAAUUAUAUAAUGUUAUUGGAAUAU